Molecule: messenger RNA, 2021 nt
Organism: Rhopalosiphum padi (bird cherry-oat aphid)
Lineage: Eukaryota; Metazoa; Arthropoda; Insecta; Hemiptera; Aphididae
Product: KICSTOR complex protein ITFG2-like
Exons: 7
Coding region: 319-1629 (436 amino acids)
Biological process (GO): regulation of TOR signaling
Cellular component (GO): KICSTOR complex
Source: RefSeq, a predicted model, not a curated record
GCAGAUUUAAUUAUUAGAUGUGGUUUCUAAUCUGUGUUGUAUAAUUUUGAAUUUCCUAACAAUAAAGGACAAAAGUUAGUUGAAAGUGGACAUUAUUUAAUGUCAAAGAAAUAAAACCUAAGCAAACAGAACAUGUUGCUUCUAGAAUAAAUGGUCAUUGUAUUAAACAAACUUCUGUGUCAUCUAACCCAUGGCAAGUUACUCUUGAAAUUGAUUCAAAUAGAGACAAUAGAGUAGUGAAUCAUACAUCAUGUGACUGUCCUGCAGGGGCAGGUGAAAAAUGUAAACACAUAUGUGCACUGAUAUACUAUAUUAAUAAUGAACAAAAUACUUCAAAAACAGAUUUACCACAGCAAUGGGGCAAACCAUCAAAGAUUCUGUAUAAUGGAUGAACAAGAAACAAAUAUUGCAACUUUUGUUGACUUUUUUGAUUUUGAUUUGCCUGGAAAUGUAUUCAAUACUGCCAUUGCACUGGGUGAUGUGGACAAUGACAAUGAAAUAGAACUUGUUAUUGGCAGUAUGGAAGGCGAUUUGUACAUAUUUAAAGGUCAUCGGCUGAUCCAAAAAAUAUCUGGAUUAGGCAUAAUUACCGCAAUAGCUAUUGGAGACUUAAUGAAUUGUGGCAGUAAUGCUUUAAUUGUUAUAUCUGGUGAUGGCUGGUGUCAUAUUUAUUUAUGUUUAAAGUUUAGUAAAUUAGAUCCAACUGAUGAAUGUAUUAUGAAACUUGAACCUGUACAUGAUCAGCGAAUACCAGCAAACACUAAAGUGAUUUUACUAGGUGAUAUUGAUUCUGAUGGAAUGUUAGAACUAAUCGUUGGUUUGACAGACAGAGUGGUACGGUCCUAUCGUUGGAGUCAGAGUGCGGCUGCUGGACGACUAGUACCAUUACAUAAAUGGGAAUGUGCUAACCAAAUUGGAUCAAUUAUAUUGAUUAAGGAUGUUAAAAAUAGACCAUGUUUACUUGUUUCUCAACCUGGUGUCACUGCAAUGCGUUUUUAUUGUCCCAUAGCAUUUCCAGAAUUAAUUGAAAAAACAAUUGAAUAUGAAAACGAAAAUGAAUUGCCAUUAGAACUUCUUAAUCCUUCCAUAUCUUCAUUAAUGAUAGGAGAUCUCAAAGUAGAUACAAAUUGUGAACAAGAACUUUUUGAUAUAAAUGAUCAUUUAUAUGGAAUUGCUUCUUUAAAUGGUUUAAUAAUGUUGGCAAAAAAAGAGACAAUUCUAUGGAGUAAAAGUAUGGAUCAAGAAUUGUUUGUUUUAAGUAAAUUAUCAAUAGCAGAAGGUGGCCCUGAUUAUUUAGUAACAUGUUCAUCAAAUGGAGAUACCUUGGUUGUGGAUCAGAAAAGUCAACAUGCGACAUUUAAGUUUGGAGAAUCUGUUUCUGCUUUUUGUUGUGGAAUGUAUACAGUAAAACCAAAUACAAAAUCUAUGUCUAGUUUUGUAUUUAUAACUAAUUCACAGAAGGUUUAUAUUUAUUAUGGUUUGAAAUUACCAAGUACAUGUGUCCAGAGCUUAUCAAAAUGUAUUGAAAAUGACAAUCAGCUUUCAAAAUAUAUGGACAAAUAUAAAGGACCAUUGAAAAAAAAAAUUAUUAGGGACUGUCUUUAUAAAUAUAAUCCUGAUAAAAUUUAAUAUUAUAUAAAUAUUUUUAAUAACAUGGUUUUUUUUAUUAUAAACUAUUUACCAAGGUGAUAUUUUAAUUCUUAUAUUAUGUAUUUAAUUUAAAUUAACAAUUACUGCAAUUUAUUUAUUUAAUAUAAUUGUUUGAAUAAAUAAAUGUAAUAAUUAUUUAAAUUAUCAAGUAUUAGAGUUCUGGCCUGUCUUGUUUUAGAAAUUAUAUCAAACCAGUUUGCCUGUAGAUACUAUUAGUUAAUUAAAUGGACUGGCCUAGUAAUACACUAAUAUAAAUCAUUAGACUUCUUGCUUAGUAUAAUCAUUUAUUGUGAUACAUAAUGACCUCUCUAUGUUUUUACUGUUUAAAAUACAAAUGCCAGUGAAAUAAAAUAAUGUCUAAUUAUCAGAAA